CCCCCUUUUCUUUUUCUGUCUCUCUCUCUCUCUCUCUCUCUCUCUCUCUCUCUCUCUACUGUAUUAUUCAUUGCAGUGUCACAUGGUGUGGGGGUUUACAUCAUCUUUUCCCAAAAGAGAGAUGCAAUGGUUAACUCUUGAAUUUCUCCUGUCUGCUUUGAUCUGAGGAGUCUUUUGUUACAGCGUGUGCUCCGACAUUGUGUUCUCUUUUCUUCUAUUUUUUUUUAACUGUAUAAGAUGCAUUUUGUGUUAUAUUUAGAUAUGCAUAUCCUACUAUCAUUGGAUAUGAAAUAUAUGCAUUCAUAUUCUGAACAAUUGCUAGCUGUGGCCACAAAAACAUAUAUCAUCCCUGAGAAUGGCCGCUUCUAUAAUAAAACUGAGGAAUUAAAAAACUGGCGGAACUAGUGUACAGUGGCGCCAUGUCCCUCUUCGGACUGUUUAUAGAGAAGGACAUAUGCUUAGUUUGCGUCGGUGCUGAGCUAUGGCUUCCCUUAACUGGUCUGGAUAACAUACACAUUCCUACUGCACCGUUUUAUAACACCAUAAUGUUACAUUUUGUCAACGAUGAUUGAGAAAUAUGGCCGAGGACGAACUUGUUGCGUUCAGGAAGCGUUGGAAACAAGAGUUAACGACUAAAAAAAAGGAGCACCCACUUGUUUGUGCUCCUUCCCCCUCCUGUGAUGUUCCAGGUCAGUCCGGCCAGAGAGACUGUAAAAACAGGUAUUUUGAAGAUUCGAAAGAAAAUCUCAACAAGGACUGUAGUGCUUCAAAACCAGUAGUGGAUAGUGGUUGUACUGAGGAUGAAGGGCGCGUUGGAAGAGGAGGAAAAGCUGCAGCAGAGUCAGAGGAUCAGCCAGAUUAUGUGUCCAUUGCACAUAGUUUGCUGGACGGGAGGACCAGUCCCCUGCUGGACAGGAUUCAGGAGGAGAGGACCAGGAGAAAGAGACAGUAUCAUAACAUAACUCAUGCCUGCAGCACAUCCCUGCAGCUGCAGCAGCAACCUCAGAGGAAGGUCAAGAAAGACGAGGAGCUGCUGGAUCAACUCAUUCAAGAUCUGAAUGAAGUCAAUGACAUUCCCUUCUUCGAUGUUGAGUUGCCGUACGAGUUGGCUUUGAAGAUAUUCCAGUAUCUCAACUGUACUGAGCUGGGCAGAUGUGCGCAGGUGAGCAGGGCAUGGAGAGUCCUCGCAGAGGACGGCGUUCUGUGGUUCAGGAUGUGCACGAGGGAGGGUUAUCACCGGGAUGCCGGCGUGUCUGACUCUCCCUGCUGGAAGAGCACGCUGCGUGACUGCAGGAGUUCGGCCAAAACAGUGUGCUCCAACUGGAAGAACCGAGUUGGAUCCAUCAGCCAGCUGCAGUUCGAGCUGGGGAAGGUGCUGUGUGAUGUCAGCUCCUGUGACAGCUUUGUUUUGGCUGGGUACACAUCUGGUGAUGUGAGACUGUGGGAUACACUGCACUGGGACUCAACUGCCUCUUACCUGAAGCCUAACAGCCUGUCAACUAACUCUGACCCCAGACCUUAUGUUAGUCACGUCCAGGUCAACAGCACAGUGGCUGCUGCUGCUUAUGAAGACGGCUGCGUGGACCUGUGGAGCACAGAGACCGGUGGAGAGCCCAUCCACCACUACCAGAGCCCAGUGAGGGUCCAGGCCCUGGCCCUGAGCCCCGACAGUCCUGUCUUGGUCUCCGCAGCCGGACCUGAUAUUCGGUUGGACCGUGCCGACGAUUGUGGGUACUGGAGGACUCUGUGCCAGGCUCAGCUACCCAAAACUGUAGAGAGUCUGGUUUUGGUGCCUGGCAGGGGGCAGCAGUGCCCGCUGGCGGCCGCGGCAGCAGGAGAGACUGUGUACCUAUUGGACGACCGGGAGGAGGAGCCACGGACGCUCCACUCAGUCUAUGGUCAUCCUGUUACCUGCUUGGAUGCCUCUGACUCCCAUGUUGCACUUGGAGUGAAGAGCACGGGCUGGUCCAUGCACGAUGGAGGAAACAAGAUCCACGUCUACAACCUAGAGACGGGCAAGCCUGUGGUUUGUGUCGGCAGCUCGCCGGGAGAUUUCACUUGCAUCAACUUGAGAGACACCCCAGCUCACCUGCUGGUGUGUGGAAACAAAGACAGGAGGGUGAGGGUGUUUGACCUACGAGCUGGCUCCUCCGUGGCGUCCCUGUACGCCCACCACCUGGGUGUCACCUCGGUGCAGGCGGACGACUGGAAGAUCGUGAGCGGCGGAGGCGAAGGAUUGGUGUGCGUUUGGGAGAUGAGGAUGGGAGCGAAGCUGUGGGAGAUGCACAACAGGCAUCCUGUCAGGCAUGUGCGCUUCAACACCAGCACCCUGGUAACAGCCAACAUCCCCGAUGACAAGUCACCGCGGGGGGCCUGCAUCACAGACGAUGACCUUACAGCUCACCGCAGACACCGGGGAGUCAUCUGCCAUUACGACUUCUCUGAGAAUGCUCUGUCACAGGAUCACAUCCUGCCCAUCUGCAGGUCCAACUUCACUGAGUCCUACGGCUACAACUACAACAUCGGCCUCACGGUGCCUUAUGACAGGCUGUCUGGUUCCCAUUCAUCCCACUGACAUGCAGUUCUCCAAACUGCAACUGGGCUCAGUGUGUGACCGAACGGAUCAGUUAGAUUCUCCAAACUGUCCUUUUAUUUUAUUACUUUCCUUUUAUCAUCAUCGUUAAAUCAAGCUUUUCGGAAAUGUAACAUUUCGUUGUAUAUUACCUGUAACUGUUGCAAAAGUAUUUGUAAUUUUCAAUGUUGAAUACAGCUGCAGAGAUGUUGCACAGCAUCAUCACAGUUUUUAAACCAAUACUGUAAAAUCUAUGAAUUUUUAAUUGUUCGGCUUCCUGGAUUUGAUUCAGUGCCGCUGUGCAACAUCACAGCAAUAAAAAAAUUCAUAUUUCUACCUCA
This is a messenger RNA of Dicentrarchus labrax (European seabass), 2913 nucleotides long. RefSeq names its product F-box and WD repeat domain containing 8 (gene fbxw8). The coding region runs from base 578 to 2575 and encodes 665 amino acids. Gene Ontology annotation, cellular component: preribosome, large subunit precursor. The record is from RefSeq and is a predicted model, not a curated record. Lineage: Eukaryota; Metazoa; Chordata; Actinopteri; Moronidae. The transcript has 11 exons. Gene Ontology annotation, molecular function: protein binding.